Vicia villosa (hairy vetch) is the source of this 4038-nucleotide messenger RNA. Its product is annotated as probable ubiquitin-conjugating enzyme E2 24. The record is from RefSeq and is a predicted model, not a curated record. Lineage: Eukaryota; Viridiplantae; Streptophyta; Magnoliopsida; Fabales; Fabaceae. Bases 1067 to 3757 code for a protein of 896 amino acids. The transcript is spliced from 9 exons.
AAGAAAAAAAGUAUCAAAAGCCAUAUUCAUCCCAUAACUAUAGAGCAAUAUUUUCUCGUUCCUUUCAAUUUGAAAACUGACUUUUUAGUGAAAUAUAAGGAGGACAUAAGUGUAAUUUGAUUCUAGUUGUCUCAUAAUAUUUAGUGUCUGAUACUAUGUAGUAUAUUCUUUUCUGUGGGUACGUUUAAAUAGUCAUCUUAUUUAUGAGUAAGUGUAUGAAAAAGGCUUCAUUCACUAUACAAUCAACACUAAAGCCUUAGCAAUGGUUCCAAAGCUUGGUAAUGAUGUUGAGGAUGGUGGAACUGGCCUUGGAACUGAACCUAUUUGAACAACACCUACCUCUUCCUUCUUCAAAGGUUCAAUAGAAAUGAUGUGGUUAUUGAAGGGCUUUUGUCAAUGGAAAAUAUGACUCUGAUUUACCCUCUUGCUGAGAAUCAAGAAGCAGAAAAUAUUUCUGUUAAAUGGUUAAAAAUUCCUGAUUAAGACUUCGAAAUUUUCAUGGUUCUUGAUAUUAGCACCUGAUAGUGUGGGCAGAUUUCCUUUGGCAGUGUAACUUUCAAUCUUGGAAAAGGAAAGUUUCAUUCCCUUCUUCUAUUCAUGUAUGUUUGAAGAUUCCUGUGUAUUGGACAAAUCUCCUUUGGCAAAAGUUACUGAACUUCCUAUAUAUAGUUGGAUUCAGGUAGUAGUAGUAAAAGUAUAUGAAAAAAUAUUAUUACUCAGAAGUAACACUUGGAAAUCCACCUAUUCUGGAGGCAAAUCUCCUUUGGCAUCAUUAUAUUAUCUUCUUCUGCUUCAUCUAGCACUAGAAAUCUUCCUUCCGUCAAACUACCCCGCGAAACCGGAAGAGCUUCUUAGUUGGGCAUAUCUCCUUUGGCACUUUGGACUUGGAGUCCUUGAUUGAUUCCUAUUGUCCUGACCGGCAGGCAAAUCUUCUUUGGCAUCAGAUCUCCUGUUUCGCGAGAUACUGAUUAUUAUCUGUGACAAAAAUAUUUAUCAAUCAAAAGUAUAUACUGCUGAGUACAGAUUAGUUCUGAUUCCAUCUAUUUCAAAAUCUGGCAUAUAAUUGAUGGAUGCUAUGAGUAGUGAUUCGGAAUGGGAGACUUCGAGUGACAGCAGCAGCAGUGAGGAUCAAGAAGAAAAUGAUUUUCAAUACGGUGGUCAAGCUCAGAGCAUAUUAUCAAAUUUAGAGGAAAGCAUUGGGAAGAUUGAUGAUUUUCUUUCAUUUGAGAGAGCUUUUGUUCAUGGUGAUGUGGUCUGCUCCUUGUCAUAUCAGACAGGACAGAUGGGGAGGGUCACAAACGUUGAUGUGUUUGCGGAUUUGGAAAAUGUGAAAGGAAAGGUAUUCAAAAACGUAAACUCCAAGAAACUUUCGAAGAUUCGCUCUAUUUCGGAAGGUGAUUAUGUAAUUAAGGGGCCAUGGCUCGGUCGGGUCCAACGGGUCGUGGACAAAGUGACUGUAUUGUUUGAUGAUGGAGCUAAAUCUGAUAUCAUUGCCUUGGAAAGAGAAAAACUUUUACCACUGACUUGUAAAUUUUCGGAAGAUUUGCAGUGUCCAUACUAUCCAGGACAGAGAGUAAAGGUUAAGUCCUCUGAUGGUUCUAAAUCAGCAGGAUGGCUUUGUGGAACUUGGAGAAACAUCCAAGAUGAAGGAACUGUUUGCGCUGUGGAUACAGGUUUGGUGCAUGUUAACUGGAUGGCUUCUGUUCUUUCGAGUAGCAAUUUGAAUGUGAAUGCUCCACCAUGCUGGCAAGACUCUAGAAACUUGACCGUGUUGCCAUGUUUUUCGGACACGAACUGGCAACUUGGUGAUUGGUGUGUGCUCUCGGUUGCAGACAAAGAGGAACAGAUUAUUAUGAAGCAUAGUAUGACAAGAGCGUGUAAGAGUGAGGGAAAAAACCUUAACUCUCAUAUUGAGGAAUUGUUUAUAAUUGGGAAGAUAAAGACCAAAGUUGACAUUUUGUGGCAAAAUGGUGAGCAGAGUCUGGGAUUAGAUCCAGAGAGUUUACUCCCAGUGAAUGUUAUAAACACGCAUGAAUUUUGGCCUCAUCAAUUUGUGCUGGAAAAAGGUACUUCUUAUGAUCCUCUUCAGCCUAAUAGUCAAAGAUGGGGUGUUGUCCAAUGUGUUGAUGCAAAGGAGCAUACUGUAAAGGUAAAAUGGAAUAAUGUUUCCAUAUCCAAACCUAAUGAUUUGGAUGGAGACGAAAUGGAGGAAACUGUGAGUGCCUACGAACUUGUAGAGCACCCAGACUACUCGUGUUUUUUUGGUGAUAUUAUGUUCAAGGCGGCUCAAAAACAGUUUAAAGAAAUUUCGGUAGAUGACAUGAAUAUGGAGGCUUCUCUUAGAAACGGGAACCAGAUGAGUUAUCAGGAUGACUUCCCUGAUGACUGUUACCUGUCCUGUGUUGGCACUGUUACUGGUUUCAGAGAUAGUAAUGUGGAGGUGAAAUUGGCUACUGGUUUCACAACCAAGGUUGCACCGUAUGAAAUUUUUCGGAUUGAUAAACAUGAAGGCUCAACUGUAACCCCUGCUCCUCAAGAGAUGAUUGAACGCGGAAGUCUACCCUUUGACAAGAAGGGAAAGGAUUUGAUAAAUUGUGAUAGUAAAAAUGAGAAUUGUGAAAAGAACCUUGAGGAGUGUAGUCCCUUUUUCCUUCCUCAAGCUGCCUCUGAAAUCUUCUCAAGCAUUAAAUCCAGCAUAUUCCAAACACUAGGUGGAACUUCAGUUACAGGAGCAUUUUCAUCAGUGCCUACAUUUGAAAAGGAUCAUGAAUCUGAUUUUUCUGAUGAGAAAGAGUCAGAAACUUGUAACCUCUGCAUUGAACCACAUCCAACAACUGAGUUGAAAUCUACUGAAGACACAACUUCAUAUCCAGAAGUUAUUAGGAUCAAUGACAAGAAUGAGUUUCCAGUUUCUUUAGACAACAACAGUUCAAACCAAUUUAAGCAGUUUGAUGUUAUAGAAAGCUGCUCUGAGGACCACCAAUUUUUUGAUGAGGGGAAAGGAUCACCAAUGUUGCAGAUAAAAAGAAGCUGGGUAAAAAAGGUUCAGCAAGAAUGGAGCAUCCUUGAAAAAAAUCUUCCUGACUCUAUUUAUGUUCGGGCAUAUGAGGAAAGAAUGGAUCUCAUGCGAGCAGCUAUUGUUGGUGCAUCUGGAACUCCGUAUCAAGACGGAUUGUUUUUCUUUGAUAUAUGUUUCCCUCCGGAAUAUCCCAACGAACCACCUAUGGUGCACUACAACUCUGGCGGGCUCCGCUUAAAUCCUAAUUUGUACGAGUCAGGGAAAAUCUGUCUGAGUCUCCUAAAUACUUGGACAGGCGCAGGCAGUGAAGUGUGGAAUCCUGGAACCUCUACUAUUCUUCAAGUUCUUAUCUCUCUGCAGGCUCUUGUCCUUAAUGAGAAGCCUUAUUUUAAUGAAGCUGGAUAUGACCAACAAAUAGGCAGAGCUGAGGGAGAGAAAAACUCUGUGAGCUAUAAUGAGAAUGCUUUCCUUGUCACAACCAAAUCUAUGUUGUAUCUAUUAAGAAAGCCACCAAAGCAUUUUGAAGCACUGGUGGAAGAGCACUUCAGACAGCAUUCCAAACAUAUACUUUCCGCUUGUAAGGCAUAUCUUGAAGGAGCUUCCAUUGGAUGUGGAAAAACUGAACAAGAAAACCAGAAGGGGACUUCUACAGGAUUUAAAAUAAUGCUUGCUAAGCUCUUCCCCAGGCUUGUAGAGGCAUUUUCUUACAAGGACAUCGAAUCCAGUCAGUUUUCUUGAGCUGCAAGAAAAACUUACUGAGUUGAGAGUAACUUUCAAAUUUCCCGACCAAUACAUUCCAAACUUGUGUAAUAUCAAUAUGUUUACACUAUCUGUAUCAUAUCAGCUUUAAGCUUGUUGGAACACCUAUCUCCGGGUUCCGUACUCCUGUGAUUAGGUACUGUGUAUGGUUAUGUAUCAAGUAUCAACACAACAGACCAUGUGCACGUGUUGAGUAUAUGUAUCAUAUCAAGGCUUGUCACAUGUAACAUAUGAAAUAAGAGAUACAUUGAUUGGAAUAA